AUGGCAACAGUAAUCUUAUUGGUUAAAGUUUUUUUUGGAAGUUUUAUGAAACAAGUUCAAAAAAAUCAACACUUUGAUUAUUCAGAACUUCUUAAAGUUUAUAAUUGUAUGGUUCCAGAAUUUUUAUGUGUUGGUUCUCCAAAUCUUUUUUUUAAAAAUGAUAAAGAUGAAGUUGUUGAAAUUUCUAAUGAAGACACAUUUUGGUCAUAUAUUACUUUAGAAUAUCCAAAUUUAAAAGAUCAAAUGAAUAUGAUUCAAAAUAUUACUAUUUCUGUUAUUGUUAAAGAUCGUGAAAAUAUUAUAAAUUAUAGUUUAUCAUUACAAGAAGGUAUUCUAAAUAAUAAUUACUGUACAAGCGUUUUAUAUACUCCUAUUGAAUGUAUCACUACUAAUUGUGAUUACGAUCAUUAUCAGUAUGAUGAAAAAGCAAAUAGCCAUGUUCCUUCACAUUUAAUGUUAAGUAAUCCAGAAACAGAUACUGCAAAUUCUAUUCAAACGGAAACACUGGGUAAACCACAUUUGCAUAAUAUAAAUAUUUUGUUAAAUGAUUCAAUAAAUACUAAUAAAUCAAAAACUAAAAAAUUAGAUAAUCGAAUAAUGCAUAAUCAAUAUUCUAAAUUAGAAAAAGAUAUUAUAUUAUUAUCAAAAACAAAUUCAAUAAAAGAAAUAAAAAAAAAUUUAUCUGAUGUUAAAGAGAAAAGUGAUACUUUUUUUAAUGAAGUAGAAAAUAUUUCUAUUAGUGACAGUUGUACAACGGUUUCUGAUUUUGAAACUAAUAUUGAAAAAACAAUUACUGCUUUUGAAAUGCCUGAAGAUUUACAUUUUCCUAGUAAAGAUAGUGAAUUAUCUUCAUCAUCAUUAAAUAUGGAAAUUAUUGAUUUUCGACCAGAAGCUAGUGAUUUAUCAAGUGAUAGUGAAUGGGAAUCUUUAGACAAAGAGUUAAUGUUUCAAUUUUCAAGCCCUGAAAUGGUAGAAGAAGAAAAUUGUGUAUUUGAAAAUGAUGAUAUUGAUUUAAAUGAUUCUAUUUCACUAAUUAGUUCAAGAAAUUCUUUAAAUGACGACAAUGUCAAUAAAAUGACAAAGAUUUCUGAAUUAGAUUUUGAUAUUGUUUCUACUUAUAGUAAUGAAACAAUAAUCUCUGAAAAAAGUUAG
This is a messenger RNA of Strongyloides ratti, 1152 nucleotides long. RefSeq lists its product as hypothetical. NCBI's taxonomy places the organism in Eukaryota, Metazoa, Nematoda, Chromadorea, Rhabditida, Strongyloididae. The transcript has a single exon. The record is from RefSeq and is a predicted model, not a curated record. Bases 1 to 1152 code for a protein of 383 amino acids.